This is a messenger RNA of Mercenaria mercenaria, 1053 nucleotides long. RefSeq names its product glucocorticoid modulatory element-binding protein 1-like. Gene Ontology annotation, molecular function: DNA-binding transcription activator activity, RNA polymerase II-specific; RNA polymerase II cis-regulatory region sequence-specific DNA binding. Bases 235 to 1053 code for a protein of 272 amino acids. The transcript has 7 exons. Gene Ontology annotation, biological process: positive regulation of transcription by RNA polymerase II. Lineage: Eukaryota; Metazoa; Mollusca; Bivalvia; Venerida; Veneridae. The record is from RefSeq and is a predicted model, not a curated record.
GUGGUAAAUGAGAAAGCAGAUCCCUCUCUGACCGCGCACAGGACCUUCUUUGUGGUAAACAAUGAACUCCAACGGCAGGAAGCUCAGAAAAUUGAAAUUUUCGUCCUGAACACAGGACAUUUUCAUGGCAAGGCGGCACAGCUGACUGCAGUGUCGGGUAUCUGGACACCUUAUUAGUUGUUUUUCAUACCAAAGACGAAUGUAUGAGAGGUAGAUAAAGGUACAUUAUCAAAGAUGGAAGUAGACCUAGAUGCUGAUACCAUUAACAUAACAAGCGGUGUUCUACAUGCAGUAUUACACAAACAGAGAUUCAUUUGCCCAGGAAUCAACCGAGAAUGUAUAGAAUUUCAGGGGCAGUUUAUAACUCCAAAGACAUUUUACGUAAUGGCUGACAAAGGGAGUCUUAAAGACUGGAAAAAUGCCAUUCGAAUAAAUGGCAAAAAGAUCAGACGAUACUUAGACACAGGAGAGUUAGAAUUCUACAACCAUGCUGAACUGUGUACUGGUAGAUGUAAAUCAAAGAUGGGAAACAAAACAGCGACACCAGUUAGUCUUACAGACUCGUUCAAUACAUCAUUAUUAUCACCGAACCUUGGUAAAAAAGGAACAUCAAACGGAUUGAAACCCAGCAUUUACUUUGACAAUGACCAAUAUUCUUCUAAUGAUUCCCUAAACUUGAUGAAAGAGGUGGACAGUUUUGGUGAAAUAGCUGAUGUUAAACCAGAUGUAGAACAACUACGACUGUUGAAUGUUUUAAACUUACGGCAGAACAGUGACACACCAUCAUCAUCUGGAGAUCAGGCCACACCAAUGCAGUUUGUACAAGUUUCCAGAAAUGCACAAGAUGAGGACGAUGAAGAUGCAAUGUUUUGGCGAGCCAUUGUACAGCUUGGUCUGAUAGAUGAAUUUUUUCGUGAAGUGAAAGCCAAAUUGGACAUCCUAAAAGCAAGCAUGAUCAAGAACUAUGUCCCUGUCGGAGGUAAUAGAGUGUACAAGUGUUUUCUUAACAUUUACAGAAUUACAUUAGAGCUGAUGGGAUCCAUUACUGUAUAA